Messenger RNA from Aureobasidium pullulans EXF-150, 1044 nucleotides. RefSeq lists its product as uncharacterized. The transcript has 2 exons. Lineage: Eukaryota; Fungi; Ascomycota; Dothideomycetes; Dothideales; Saccotheciaceae. The record is from RefSeq and is a predicted model, not a curated record. The coding region runs from base 1 to 1044 and encodes 347 amino acids.
AUGACUUUUCGCUCGCCAUCAUCUGGCGGCCUUGCAUCUGACAUGAAGACUAGCCUGAAGGAUCGAGAUUCACGCACAGUGAUUGUGGUUUCACCGGCGAUCACUACCUCCUCACAAAACACAGGCGCGCUUCCACCGUCCUUCAUGCUCAACCUGCCUGGCGAAACACUUCUCGCCAUCUUAAACAGUCCUGAGCUGUCUGAAGUUGAUCUCGCCGAUCUUCGCCGUGCCUGCAAGCAGAUCAGUCCUUACGCCACGGAGGUCUUCGCAAAGCGUCGCUUUGGCACCGAGUUCCGCCUUGGUUUCUCGAUUCCCAACUUGAUCAGACUAUCCCAGAUCUGUCCAUCAGCACUCGGGCCGUUCACGACAUGUAUUCAUCUAGAAGAAGUUGGAAAGGUACCCUGGGUCGCAAAACCGAGGGUGCAGCCGUCCUACUCGUCUCUGCGAGAAAUCAAGAUCGAUCAUCUCUACCACGCUGUGGUCCCUACAUUCAAGGCGAUCAUUGCGAACGCUGACAAGCUUGAGGUAUUCAGUCUGAAGGCUGAGUCAGAGUCUGUCUAUAUUCGCUGCGAGAGAGUUCGGGGACGUCACCAGUGGCCUGAGUCAGAAGAGUUCAGGACUGGCAACGGAAGCUUUCCUAUUGGGUUUCGUGAUGUUGAUAUGGUGAUCGGCAAACUUCAUUCUAGUCGUCUGCGCAAGCUGGAGAUGCUCAAUGCAGACUUCUCAAGAAAUGCCUUUGUCGACUUCCUCAACAAACAUAAAUCGACCAUCAAGGAACUUAAGCUGCAAUACUGCCAGCUGGUCCAAGGUCGUUGGCAUGAAGUACUUACCUGGAUCAAGGCCAACUUCUCAUCUCUCGAACACCUGUAUAUCGAAGGAUUGUUCACCGCAAAUGGGAAGAAACUCCCUGGUAGAGAUUUGUCAUUCGAGUGCAAUUUCUGCCAGGUGGAGGUCGUACAAAUGUCGACGGCAUUGAAGUUCGAAGGAAGAGUGGACAUCGAAGAAGGUCUCGACGCCUUGAUUGCAAGCAUGCAUGGAAAAUGA